GUGCGUCGUUUGUGAAAGUAGUUCCGGGCACUUAACCCAAACGGGGGAGAGUCCCGGAUGUUGUCUCGGCCGCCGAGAGAAAGGCGAACGGGAGAAGGCGGAGAGAAGCUGAGGAGGGACGCCACGGCACCGCGGGCACACCGGCGAAGCCACGACUACGGCCGGCUCUUUGCACAGGACGAUACCGCCGAGAGCACGGGACACUCCUGGGGAGCCUCUGCCAGCUGAAGAAGAGGAGGUGGAAAGAAGGGGAGGGGGCAGUUACUCUGAAAACUACCGUCAGGAUUACAGAGCGCCACCGUCACAGCAGCUUUCACCCAGAAGUUGACCUGCAGAAGAAGUUACGCUGAUGUCUUGAGCUGAGGGAGACUUUAUCCUCUACCUGUCACUCGUCUCCGUUUGUUAUUCCACACCUGGUCUGCUCUCCAUCAGUCACCGAGCUCCAACUGCAACCACCGCCACCUCCACCUGUUCCCCAUCCCCCCCCCUCCUGCCCAGCCUGCCGUCACCAUGACGUCGGAGCUGGAGAGCAGCCUGACCUCCAUGGAUUGGCUUCCUCAGCUGACCAUGCAGGCGGCCAUCCGCAAGGCGGACGCCCAGAAUGCCCACGGGCCAGGCAUGGGCAAGAAGAGUGCCCUACUGGAUCCUAACACCACGUUGGACCAGGAAGAGGUGCAGCAGCACAAAGACGGCAAACCGCCCUACAGCUACGCCAGCCUCAUCACGUUUGCCAUCAACAGCUCGCCAAAGAAGAAGAUGACACUGAGUGAGAUCUACCAGUGGAUCUGUGAUAACUUUCCCUACUACCGGGAGGCGGGCAGUGGCUGGAAGGUCCAUUCCAAGGUUGGCCUUACAGCAACAAAGCAGAACUCAAUACGGCACAAUCUGUCAUUGAACAAGUGUUUUCUCAAAGUGCCUCGCUCCAAAGAUGACCCAGGAAAGGGGUCUUACUGGGCCAUCGACACCAACCCAAAGGAGGACGCCUUGCCUACACGGCCAAAAAAGAGGCCGAGGUCUGGAGAGCGGGCUUCUACGCCGUACAGCCUGGAGUCGGAGUCUUUGGGGAUGGAGUGUAUGAUCUCUGGAAGUGCCUCUCCAACGCUGGCAAUCAACACUGUGACUAACAAGGUGGCGUUGUACAACACAGACCAAGAAGGGAGCGAUAGUCCAAGAAGCAGCCUUAACAACAGCCUGUCUGAUCAGAGUCUGGCCUCUGUCAAUCUCAACAGUGUGGGAAGUGUGCACAGCUAUACACCGGUGACCAGUCAUCCAGAGCCCGUGUCCCAGUCUAUGAGCCUCCAACAGCCCCCCCAGUCCCAGUACAAUAUGCCAGACAGGGAUAAGCAGCUCCUGUUCUCUGAAUUUGAAGAUCUCAGUGCCUCCUUCCGCAGCCUUUACAAGUCUGUUUUUGAGCAGUCCUUCAGCCAACAAGGUCUGAUGGGCAUACCGUCAGAUUCCUCCCAGCAGACUCACACCUCGUGCUCCUAUCAGCACUCCCCCAGUGGCACCAUUAGCACUCAGAACAGCCUGUCAAACAACCAACCCAACAAUCACCCCAACAGCCACUCCGCCAACAGUGGCCAGGUGCCCCUGUCCCAUCCUGCCCAAGCCCACCCCGGCCACGGCUCGCCACACGCACAGCACCUCCCGCAGCACGGCGGCCCCCACAACCAACACAACCAACACAACCAACAUGCCCAGCACAGCCAACACAGUCAGCACCCACAGCACCCCCAGCACGCUGCGCACUCCCAGCACGGGCAGCACCCAUCGCAGCACCCAUCCCACGGCCAGCACCCACAGCAACACACGCCACACCCCUCCCAACACACGCAGCACAGCCAGCACCCCUCUCAACACGGACCGCAGCAUCAGAGCCUCUCCCACCAGCCCCAUCCUACCCAGCAACAGAUGGCCUGCAACACAGGUUUACUGUCUGACUGGUACCCAAAUCUGGAUGCACUGAAAGAAAGCUGUCGUAUUGCUAGCAGCUAUAACUGGGCUGAUGUCGACCUUUCACCUUUCCAAGGAUUAAGAGAGAGUAUGAGACAAGCGGAGUUGAACAAUUGGUCCCUGGAACCCACCCAGAUCGCAGACCUCUGCUCGUCCAUCAACCAGUUUUUUGCCCGCACCGGUGUAAUCCAGCCACAAGGGACAGUGCAGCCUCCUGUUUGUCAUGGCUCCAUGCACCCCAACAAACCCAGCCAGCACAUCAACACAGGAAAUCUCUACAUGGAUUCCAGACAGAGCAUGUCCAUGAUGGGUCCUCCAGGAUAUCCCCACAUGCCCCCCAUGAGCAGCACAGGACCCACAAUGACAGGACACCAUGCACAGAUGAACCAGCAGCACAUGAUACCUACCAGAAACUUCCAGAUGCAUCGCAUGCCAGCUGAUGACAUCCAGGAUGAUUUUGAUUGGGACUCCAUUGUCUAGCCCCUUAGACCUCUGUUUGCAAACAAAAGGGAGCGAGGAGAGGAGUUGGAAGCCAGAGGAAGCCAGGCUGAGCUGAAAGGCCACAAGAGAAGGAGGAGGAGGAGGAGGAGGAGGAGGAGGAGGCCACUGUGGGUGGGAUGCAGAAGAACAUUUGACAAGCUUUGGAGAAAGACAGACUACAGUGUCCUGACAUUUUUACAAAAGCAAAACAUAACUAGAAAAUGUUACUUUGAAGACAAUCAUAUUUAGUCGGACAUGUUAAAGUGAUGAUGCUUAUGUACUUGUCUAGAGACAAGUAGAACACAUUCACGUCUAAACCACAUGCUCCUCAGCUCCUCAGCCAGCCCUCUCCCCGUCCCUAGCCAGCAGCCUUCCAAAGUCCGAACCCCUCUCCCCCCCGACCCCCUGCUCUGUAACUGUUAUGUGAUUUGAGCGACGUGUUCAGCUUGUAAUUCUUCUCGUGUUGACAUUGGCCUCAGCUGCCUCUUGGAUGAGUUUAUCUCUCUUUUUAAAAAUAAUUAUUUUGUUUUAUUUUAGUUUUUGAGAAACACAGGCCAUCUCUGCGAGUAAUGUGAUGUGCUCGUUGGUCACUUUUGGGAGAAAGUGGGCCCCACGUUGGCUGCAUUGGUGGUAAAGUUAGGUUUACAAUAAGUGAGGUUUUGAACAGGGUGUUAAAUGUUUAAGCAGGCUUGAUAUUAAACAAACCAACAGAGAAAGUAAGAGAGAGAGAGAGAGAGAGAUCACAGAAAGUAUUGUGAUCUGAUUUCAUAGCCAAUCAAUGUAAUCAGGCUCACUGCAACAGACUAGUUAUGGGAGUUUUUUUUCUUAGUUCUUUGUCUCAAGCACUUCAAGAUGAGUGAAUAUGAUGAGUGUGCGGAGAAAGUGAAAGCAGGGAAGCCAGACAUUUUUGUUGUCUUUUUAAAAGUCAUUCAACCCAAAGUAACCCGAGGUUUAGGUUCUCUGUGUGCAUCAUGUCGGUUAGUAAUUGCUUUACCAAUCAGAAGCUGUUGUAACGUUAAAAUACUAAACAGAUUUACAUUUUCAAGCCAGUUUUAAUGGUAAAGUUCAUCAGUUUUAGAUGAGAAGCCUAUUGAUCAUUAAACAAGCCAUCUGACUGCUACAUUCAUAAGGCCGAUGUAAGGAUGGACUGAUACUAGCUUAUCACCAAUUUGUCAAAUACUGGCAUAUGUCAGCUAAUGUAACAAUAAAUUGCAGCACAGAAAUUUCAAAGAUAUGUUUGAAAUAACUUUGUUAGAGUUUGACAACCAGAGAGCACCGGGAAGUCAAUUUCCAAACUGUGAAGUGUCCCAUUCAGCACACAUCAUGAUCAUAUCUCUUUAAGAAAUAUUAAAGAAAACAAUCAUCUGAUAUAUCAUUAUCUGAUCUUUUAAACUUUCAAAUAUCGGUAUUGGUACCAGCCUAAACAAUCCAGUAUUCUUUGGUCUCUAGUUUCUAAGCAAUUUCUUGUUUAAAUGUACUGUUCAAGUCAGUGGGGUUUGGUUUUAUUAAAGGUGUAGUCCGACAUUUUGGGAAAUAUGCUUUAUUGCUUUUUUGCCAAGAGUUAGAUGAGAAGAUAUUGCUGUAAAUGUGAAGGUAGUAAGCUACAGCCAGGUUAGCUUAGCAUAAAGACUGGAAACAAGGGGCAACAGCUAGCCUAGUUCUGUCUAAUUGUAACAAAAUCUGUCUACCAGCACCUCUAAAGCUCAAUAUUUGACACAGUAUAUCUUGUUUGUUUACUCUGUACAAUAACUGGAGUGUAAAAGCAGUUUGUGGUUUGACGGGGAGUUAUGUGCCAGACUUUUUUUUGUCCGGUUGCAGUAACUUUAGAUUUAAUGUGUUAAUCAGUGAGAUUUAGAGGUGCUACUAGGCUGAUUUUAAUACCUUUGGCCAGACUCAAGCUAGCUGUUUCCCCCUGUUUUCAGUCUCUGUGCUAAGCUAAGCUAAUUGGCUGCUGCAUGUAGCUUCAUAUUUACCAUAAAGAGUAUGUGUGAGAGUAUUUCCUAAAAUGUCAAACUAUUCAUUUAAACAAAGUACACUUCAAAUUGUAUACAAACCAUAUUCUAAUAAUUUAUACUAGUGGCAGCAAAAAAAAUGUAAAGCCUCACUAACUAGUAGACUAAUAAAUGUUUUAUAAUAAACUAAUGGAGGGCUCACAUACUAGCUUCCCAAAGACAAAAAAUCUGGUGUGAAAGCUUCUUAAAUGUCCUAAUAAUUUGAUUGAUUAACGAUCAAUAGGAUAUUCAUCAAAUGUUGAACUUUACAUUUGAAAAGGGCAAAAAAAAGCAGUUUUACUGUACAUUUCUUUGAUUUGUAGAAUGAGUCACAUUCAAAUUCAUGCCUUUUUUUCCACCUAUUGUACGUCUAAAUGAGUUUCCAAUGCUACAGUCAGUGUUUAUGUGCUUCUGGCAUUUAAAUUAUGGAGAUAUAAUUCUUUUUUUAACUGCCCAAUGUUUUGUUGUGAUAGCGUAAGAUUUUGCUAUUAUUACAAUCAUAACAGAAUGACAAAUGUGACUCAUGAUACAGUGCAUACAGUGUGUGUGUAUGUGUGUGAGUGUUUGUUUAUUGGUUGAGCAUAUGGUGUGUGUGUGUGUGUGUGUGUGUGUGUGUGUGUGUGUGUGUGUGUGUGUGUGUGUGUGUGUGUGUGUGUGUGUGUGUGUGUGUUUGUUUGUUUUGGUUUUAUUGUAAUUUUAGGGCUAUGAUUGAUGGCUGCAAUCAUCUCUAUACUAUCUAUGAGCACAAAAGCAGAUGCACACAGUGAUUAAAGACUAGAUUUGAGACAUGCGUUUUUUUGUGGGAAGGGUUUCUCAAGCACAGAACAAGGAGAUCAGCGGUUCUGGAAACUUGUCCUCUGUGUCCUGUAACAAGUGGCUCCUCAAUCAGACAGGUGCUGAGCUUUAGAGACACUAUGUUUGGGGGGAAAACAAAACAAAAAAAACGCCCUUUGCACAUUUACACCUUUUUAUUGAUCGUGACCUUUUUUAAAGAUGCGAAGCACCUCCUGGAUCUCAAAAGUUACUCACUCACAUACUCAUUCAUGUCUUUUAUUCAUUCACUCACAGUUAGACUAUCUGACCCCUAGAGGCCAUUGUGAGGCACUGUCGCUAGUUGACAAUGAACCCCGAUAAUCUUUCCUCUCUGCAAUACUGCUGAACUGUGUAUGGUGCUUGCAUCUGUUCUGUGCGUCCUCAUGUAAAGGAAUACAUCAACUUUUUGGGAAAUUUGCUUUUUCUCGUCAAAAAGUUUCCGCUCCUUAUGUCUGUAGGGUAAAUAUGAAGCCAGCAGCUGGUUAGCAUAAAGACUGCAAACAGCUAGCCUGCCUCUAUCCAGAGUGAACUAAAUCAGCCUGUGAGAAUCCUCUCUACUCUCACUAAUCAACACGUUGUAUCUUGUUUGUUUUUUUUGUACAAAAACUUUAGUGUGCAAACAGUUUAUUGUUUUUACAGGGGGUUAUGUGCCAGACUGUUCGUUGGCCGGCUUCAGUCACUUCCUGGAGAUAUAACGUGUUAAUUACUUUAGAGAUGCUGGUAUUACCUUUGGAUUUAGCCAGGCUAGCUGUUUCUUGUUGUCACUCUUCGUGCUAAGCUAAGCUCACUUCUGGCUGUAGCUUCAUAUUUAACCCGACAGAUACCAGAGCGGUAACCAUCUUCUCAUCUAACUCUCAACAAGAAUGCGAAUAAGUGUAUUUCCUAAAAUGUCCAACAAUUCCUGACAGAUCAUUUAGGAGCGAAGGACUCCAGUGGUCACCAUAGUUUUUAUUUCAUAUUUGGAUGACAAUCAUGGAUUCUUUUUUAUGAUAUUGCAUAAUGUCUUUGUUAUUGUGAGAAAAGGCACUUUCAAGUCUCACACGGUUAGAACCAGCUCAGUUUUAUACUGUAGAUCUUCUGUUAGACUGUGCAGAUGAAGUCAAGUUCUCUUCUUUCAACCGAUGAUACUGCCAUUCAUUUUUAUAUUUUCAGCUAAUAUUUUUCUUUUCUUUUCCUGCCAAUCAUACCUGUCCACUCCUGCUUCUUUCUGCGACAUUUUGUCUGUCUUUGUAUAUCAGAUGUAAGCUGUAUGUGGAGGAAUGUCUUGCCUGUGGAUCUAAACUAUGAGUUUUUAAAGUUUUGUUCAACUGCCAGAAUUUCUUAAUUAGUGCUCAGACCGAAUACUUAGUCAGUUGAGUGACCCAAAUCAUGACUCUUUUAGGUGAGAGUGGGCCAAAGGACUGCAACUGAAGACAGCAGUGAAAAAGAGCAUCCAUGUGAGCAUCAUUAGGACUCUAUGGACCUACAAUAGACAACAUCCUGUGAGUCCUUGCUUGGUGUGAAGGUGACGUGUGUUUCAGUUCUUCCAGGUGAAGAGAAUGAACAUACAAGCUACUAUCUGAGCACAAAAGCCCAUGGGAAAACAAAAGAUUUGAGCUAACGGAUGUAGCUAAAAGGGAAAAAGGUGAAGACAAUGACUGGAUCACAAUCACAAUUUUACAUUAUGUCUGUAUAUGUGUGUGUGUGUGUGUGUGUGUGUGGGUGUGUGUGUGUAUAUUUGUGUGUUUGCUUGUGUGAGUUUUUUUUUUUUUUUUUUUUUUUUUUCAAAAGACAAUUUAAGUUUUUAAAUUCCGCUGGACAUGUACCUGCCAGAGAGAUUACUAUUAGUGGGAUAAAAGAUGAAAAGAUAAAAAAAAAAAGAAGCCUUGUUACAAUGUGGGAGAGAACUGCCAACAAGUACUGCUGAUUGGGGCCUAUUUUAUUCAGUGCUGGUGUGUUGUUGUGCUUGUACAUAUAUGUCUUUUCAAUCAUCCCUUUUUUCCUCUCGGGGGUGGGGUAUCAAGGCAGAGGGUGGGUCUUACUCACGAAAGACAGGAGGUAAAAGAAUAGAGUAUUUUGUUAUUGUCCAAUCAGAGGGUGACAGUAUGUAUAUAUCUAUAUUGUAUAUAUGUGAUGAAAAUACGUUGGCUUUUUGUGUGACACUACCUUUUACCUGUACUAUGGUUCUACAUUCAGUGUUUCAGUGUUGAUAAUAUAUAUUUGGUUUGUGUUUUUUUUUUCUUUCUGUUUUUUUGAUUUUGUCUUUGUCAUUUCUUGUAUUUUUUUCUCCUAUUUGUCCUUUUUUUGUUUAUUGCACGGUUUAUUACUUUUGUUGUCCAAUGAGGUGACACAGCUACUCUUUGUAUUCGUUUAGUGCUGUAAAAUAACUCAAGUGUUAUUAGAAUUGUCGAUACCACCGCCCACCCCACCCCCUUCCCCAAUAUGCAUGAAUGGCACUUAAAGAAAUAAAAUAUGGUAACUUCACUGUG
This is a messenger RNA of Dicentrarchus labrax (European seabass), 7705 nucleotides long. RefSeq names its product forkhead box J3 (gene foxj3). Gene Ontology annotation, molecular function: DNA-binding transcription factor activity, RNA polymerase II-specific; RNA polymerase II cis-regulatory region sequence-specific DNA binding. The coding region runs from base 511 to 2433 and encodes 640 amino acids. Gene Ontology annotation, biological process: regulation of transcription by RNA polymerase II. Gene Ontology annotation, cellular component: nucleus. The transcript is spliced from 13 exons. NCBI's taxonomy places the organism in Eukaryota, Metazoa, Chordata, Actinopteri, Moronidae. The record is from RefSeq and is a predicted model, not a curated record.